Fusarium oxysporum Fo47 is the source of this 1107-nucleotide messenger RNA. RefSeq names its product ubiquitin domain-containing protein. Gene Ontology annotation, molecular function: protein binding. The transcript is spliced from 3 exons. Bases 135 to 1019 code for a protein of 294 amino acids. Lineage: Eukaryota; Fungi; Ascomycota; Sordariomycetes; Hypocreales; Nectriaceae. The record is from RefSeq and is a predicted model, not a curated record.
UCUGAUCUGAUCUGGUAGAUCUGCGACCUUACUUUGGCCAGCUAUGGCUAGUCACUAAAGUUGGGAUCCUCAUUCCUUAACAAGACCUUCAAUCCACAGGUCAACGGCGAUCGUCGCCGCCCCUUGCAGCAAACAUGGGCUGCUGCCUCUCUCGUUCUUCGGGUCCCAACUCUCCCUACCCAGGUGGCGCACCCAACGCUUCGUCGCGCGCUAUCAAUCCUCCCCCGCUGGCACUCCCAGAAGCCGCUCAACCGCAAAUUCCCGCCGAAAGACGUCGCCAGCACCGUCGCAGUAAUCGUCCUCUGGAUCAGCAUAUCGAUAAGCCUUUGCGACGACACGAGUGGACUUCACGCGAUCGCACAUGGACUAAGAGCGAAUUGGCAAAGGAACGAGUUGCCUUCUUUGAUACAAGAGUCACCGGCAGACCUGAGAUAUGGCAGACAAUUCAUGCGGCCCUGGCUGUCUUGUGGGAUCCAGCGGGCCAGGAUGCGCAAGAUGACGGAUCCAAUGGCCUUGCGACGGCUCAGAUGAUUCUAUCCGCUGCUGAGAUCUCUCUCCCGACUGGCAACCUCUCCAAUGGCGUGUACGACUCUCUAGGAAACUACUAUCAAAUGCCGGAAUGGGUUGUUUGCGAUCCGCUCAAUGUGCAGGAGGAUCGAGAAGAGGGCGCAAAGAGUAAUCUCUCAAAUGCUGGCGACGACACAGCAGCAGAUGAAGAACUGAGCGACGAAGAGAUGGAGGGCAAGAAACAAGAAAAGGGUAAAGAGGUGGACGAUGCCCAAGAGACAGUCAAACUACGAGCCAGGCUCAGUGAGAACGGCCAAGAUAUCAACGUCGCCAUAUAUGAGUCGGAUACUGUUCGUAGUGUAGCCAAAAAGAUUGCUCUCGAGGCUGGCCUUGCGUCGACCAAGAAGAUCAGGAUAGCAUACAUGGGUAAGAUUCUUAAGGACAAUCUAUCUCUCACGGCACAAAACUGGCAGACUGGUCAUGUCGUCAAUGCUCUUGUCUUUGACAUUUGAUUGUGCCCUACCGCUAUCCUCCCAGCGUCAGACAUGAAGCAACCUGGUCCCUGAACAUUUGUCUCAGCCAAACACUUCACCCUCAUCA